Symbiodinium pilosum is the source of this 543-nucleotide messenger RNA. Lineage: Eukaryota; Dinophyceae; Suessiales; Symbiodiniaceae. The record is from the annotation of a GenBank genome assembly.
GCGGCCGUAGCCUCUCGCCGGUCUUUCCCAGAGCAUGGCGCCGAAGGUGCAGCCGCCGUCUACUGCCGUUGUGUUCGGCAACACAACUUCGCUCUCAAGAUCCGGCCGUGUUGGCUGGGACAGAUUCUUCGCGAGGAGAAGCGCCUGGAGAUUCGAAGGUGCCGCUGCGCUCGUCCGGAGCAGGUCACCCGCAUGGAAACUGGCACGCUGCUCCUGCGUGCGCGGGCCAGGAUCACGGAGUCCCACCUCGUGACGGACGCAGAGAUGGUCGAGAAUCACCAGGCACUUGAUUAUGCAUGGAUUCUGACCGGGGUAGAGAUCCUGGAUCCGCCUUUCCGCGUGCCGUCCAUCGUGGCACGCCGCUGCGUUACAUGGAUGCUGCGCGCUCGCUGGAAAGCUUGGGACGAAGGUCAUCUGCGGACGCCGGCCACAAUCACCGACUUCUUCGCAGCCGGCCGCACCUCCAGCGCUGGCCCUUCUGCCUCGUCGCGGUCGUGGAUUCGCUCAUUUCCCGGCGACCGGGACGGCGCGGCCGAAUCUUGA